Lepus europaeus (European hare) is the source of this 1923-nucleotide messenger RNA. RefSeq names its product zinc finger protein with KRAB and SCAN domains 4-like. The record is from RefSeq and is a predicted model, not a curated record. Gene Ontology annotation, molecular function: DNA-binding transcription factor activity, RNA polymerase II-specific; RNA polymerase II cis-regulatory region sequence-specific DNA binding. The transcript has 5 exons. Gene Ontology annotation, biological process: regulation of transcription by RNA polymerase II. NCBI's taxonomy places the organism in Eukaryota, Metazoa, Chordata, Mammalia, Lagomorpha, Leporidae. Bases 272 to 1909 code for a protein of 545 amino acids.
CUUCCUGUGCCCCAGCCUCAACUUCUCCUCCUAGAGAACAUUCUUGUUCUCCCUGAGGACUUCCUUUGAAAUUAUUUAUUGUGGGGUUCAGGGUGAGGUGCAAAGGAGGACGCUGCCAAAGCACGCUCAGCGCUGCGCGUCAGGGGUGUCCUGGACCCUCUUAUGACAGCAGGGGACCACUUGCAGCUCUCCUGGCUAGCGGCGAUUUAGGACUCCUCUGAAGAUACAAGCUCGCAGCUAGAGUGAGGCCCGAGUAGUCUCUGGGCUCAGGAUGGCUAACGAUCUGAGAGAAAACGCAGGCUCGGACGCCCAGCCUGCCGUGGACCAGACAGGGCUCCUGACUGUGAAGGUGGAAAAGGAGGAAGCGUUCGCGGUGGCGGCGGAGGUGAGCGCACCUGGCAGCGCCGCUCCAGGCCCCGAACGCUCCCGCCAGCGCUUUCGAGGCUUUCGGUACCCAGAGGCCACGGGUCCCCGCGAGGCGCUGAGCCGGCUCCGGGAGCUCUGCCGACAGUGGCUGCGGCCCGACCUGCACAGCAAGGAGCAGAUCCUGGAGCUGCUGGUGCUGGAGCAGUUCCUGACCAUCCUGCCCGGGGACCUGCAGCGCUGGGUGCGCAGGCAGCGCCCAGAGAGCGGGGAGGAGGUCGUGGCGCUGUUGGAGUAUUUGGAGAGGCAGCUGGAGGAGCCGACGCCGCAGGUCCCAGCUGGUGAGCAGGGGCAAGAACCACUCUGUUGCAAGAUGGUCCUGUUGACACCAGCUCAGGGGUUACAAAGCAGCCAGUUCCAGCAGAUAAAGUUCCUUCUCAAGCAUGAAUAUCUGGAACCCCAGCCCUCACAAAACAGAGUUCUCCAGGUUCCUGGGCUUGCCCAGGGAGGGAGCUGCAGAGAAGACAAGGUGGUAGGCGCCAGGCUCACUCCAGAGUCCCAGGGGUUCGUGAAAAUGGAAGAUGUGGCCCAGACUGCCUCCCCUGGGUGGAGACAGCUAAAUUCAUCUCAGAUGCACCUCUGCAGAGAUGAAAUCCAGAACUGUGACAGCCUACUUUCCCCGGGUGCUGAUGCACAGACCAAGGUCAGGGACUUGCCUCCAGCCGAGCCACAUCCAGAACAGGAGCCCAGCCAGACACCAGGGCACCUGGGUGGUGACACUGCCCGGGUUACUACAGGUGCACAAGCUGGUGAGCCGGAGAGCAGGCUGCAGAGAAAGCCGAGAAGUGCCUCAGGGAGGAGGCGGCACAUUUGCCUUGAAUGUGGGAAGAGUUUUGCUCAGAGUUCAGGCCUGACUAAGCACAGGAGAAUCCACACUGGAGAGAAACCCUACGAAUGUGAAGAGUGUGGGAAGACCUUCAUUGGGAGCUCUGCCCUCAUUAUUCACCAGAGAGUCCACACUGGGGAGAAGCCAUAUGAGUGUGAGGAAUGCGGUAAGGUCUUCAGUCACAGUUCAAACCUUAUCAAGCACCAGAGAACCCACACUGGGGAGAAGCCCUACAAGUGUGAGGACUGUGGGAAAACCUUCAGCCAAAGCUGCAGCCUUCUUGAACAUCAUAAAAUUCACACUGGGGAGAAGCCAUACCAGUGCAACUUGUGUGGCAAAGCCUUUAGGCGGAAUUCCCAUCUCCUGAGACAUCAGAGGAUCCAUGGUGAUAAAAACCAUCAGGAACCUGAGCAUGGGGAGGCCUGGGAAUGCCAGAGUCGGGUGGAAGGCCAGUGGGAAAAUGUCGAAACUCCUGUGUCUUACAAAUGCAGUGAAUGUGAGAGAAGUUUUACAUGGAAUAGAAGCCUCCUUGAACAUCAAAAAAUCCACACUGGUGAGAAGCCCUAUCAGUGUGACACAUGUGGAAAAGGCUUCACCCGAACCUCAUACCUUGUUCAACAUCAGCGAAGCCAUGUAGGGAAGAGAAUUCCAUCGCAGUGAUCCAUGCUGUGCUU